This is a messenger RNA of Plectropomus leopardus (leopard coralgrouper), 774 nucleotides long. The record is from RefSeq and is a predicted model, not a curated record. NCBI's taxonomy places the organism in Eukaryota, Metazoa, Chordata, Actinopteri, Perciformes, Serranidae.
GACAGGGACAGCCUAGACCACAUAGUGAAUGUCUGCUCCAAGAUUAUUGGAGUCCAGCUGAAGGACCUGAGCUCCCUCAGGAAGAAAUGUGUGGUCCAGAAAGCCCGUAUUGUCCCUCAUGAUCCGAGCGUUCUCAUUGGCUGUGGAGUCUCUGGGAGGAGGGGGGUGGAUCUUCACACUGACUCCACCCUCCAGGUCCAACCUGAUUGGAGGUUCCACACUCUGACACGCCCACUGCUGCUGCACACCUGCUCACAGGUUGUGUCCCCGUCCUCUGUCCUGUCUGUCUCUGACGUGCUGGACUGCAGGUCAGAGUUGGUGCGUUUUCAGGCUCAGGUGUGUGAAAGGAUCAGUCUGAACAACAGGACCACCAACUCCACUGCAGGUGUGUGUUCAGGUGUGUGUUCAGGUGUGCGGCUCACAGUGUGUGACCGCAGUGGAAAGAGUCUUCAGGUUUACUUGGACUUAAGCCACACCCCCUACCCACCUGGCCUGUUGCCUGGCAACACACUGCUACUGUCUGCUGUCCAGAGGAGAGAGUCCAGGUCAGGAGGUGUGUACUGCAGCUUCCUUCCUGUCAGCUCAGUAACUGUGAUGUCACUGGGAGAUCCGAGCUCAGCACCGCCUCCUCCAGUUCCCAUGAUGCAGCUGGGUGUGUGGUCAGCGAGCAGGGAGCAGAGGUGCACUGUGGGUCAGGUCAAAGGUCAUGUGGUUCGUUUCCUGUUCCUGCAGCUGCAGUGGAGCUGCACACUGUGCCACAGCCUCUAUACACAG